CAGAAAUACGUUUACUUCAGCAGUGUUGCUAGAUAUAAACAGAAAUGGCGGAUACAGAAGUUGCAACGCCAACAAAGGCUAAAAGGACGAAAAAGGCUAGACCGAAAUCGUCAAAACCUGUCGGAGAUGAGGAAGAGAUUCCUCUUGCUGAUAUGAACACCACAUCCAAAUUUGACCAGCUUUUGCAGCAGGCUGUCGGCCAAGCCACAGAGGGAGCAAAGUCUAAAAAGAAGAAGAAGACAAAGAAAACUGACGAAUCUGUGCUGGAGUCACUAAGGAAAGGGGAAGGUCUCCAGAAAGAUGAGGAUGCAGCCAUCAAAGCUAAUACCUACGAUCCUGGAAAUAGCCCCAAGAAUGAGAAAAGUAACAAACAAAAACAGAAAUUAAAGGAAACAGAGGGGAAAGACAAUGAAGGCUUUGAAAUUCUUGAUGAAACAAAGAAAACAAAGAAGAAGAAAAAGAAAGAUGACUCUGGUUUAACCUCACCUAAAGAGAAGUCGGUGACUAUCUUAGAAUUAGAUCCCUCAGCACCUGUGAAGAAGAAGAAAAAGAAGAAGAAGCCCCCUGAUACUGAAGAUGAAAUUGCAGCUACUGAAGAGGAGCCUCCCACACCCACCAAGACAAAGAAAAAGAAAAAGAAGGCUGCAGAUGAGGAUCGUCCUAUGUCACCGGAGUCAGAGCCAGCCUCACCAAAGCCUGCUAAACGCAAGAAGAAAAAGAAGACAGAUGAACAGGAUGAAGAAGAACGGCCCCUUUCUCCACCUGAAUCUGAACCUACCUCACCCAAAGCUGGCAAGAAGAAGAAGAAGAAAAAAGGACAGGAAACAGAAGAAGAAGAAGGAGCUAUGUCACCAGCUGAGACAGGCUCACCAAAGCCAGAAAAGAAAAAGAAGAAAAAAGCGAAGAAGGAAACUGAAGAGGAAGAGGCUAUGAUAUCACCACCUAUGAGUGAUGAGGAGCAAGCCACACCUAGUAAAGGCAAGAAGAAAAAGAAAAAGAAGAAGAAGGAAGAAGAUGAAGUUCAGGAUGCUGAGGCUGAGGAUGCAGAUGCAGAUGACGAGGAAACAGAGGCGAAGGAAGCGAAAAAAGUAAAGAAGAAGGCACCAGUUGUGAUAGAAGAGACAGAGGAACACCGUUUAGAGAGGGAGGCGAUAGAGGAUGAAGGCCAGAUACUUGCCGUCACGGUCCACCGCACAGACAAACUUAAGAACGACUUCCAUAUCUUGCAUCCAAUGGUGCGUGUUCACAUUGUCAAUGAGGAGACGGGGCUGAAUCUCACCAAACAAAAGAAGGACCGAGCUGUGUCGACCUAUUUUGAAACUCAAAAUGAUAAUGUCACCCAAAUUGUGCCAAUAAUGACCCAGCCUUUUGACUUCAAAGAGAGAAAAUCUGUGCUUCCAGUUUGGGAAGAGUUGCUGGUCUUCAAUGAAAACUUCAAUUACUUUACUCAGGACUACCCCAAAGUUAUUGUAUUUUUUGAGCUGUUGGACUUUGUAAGCAUGAGCACAGCAAGUCGACAAUAUGAAGAUAGUAAGAGUGAGGGUGGCUGGCACAGAAUCGCCUGGGGAUUUCUCAAGGUGAAGGGGAUGAACGACAAAUUGAAUGUUGGCUCCAAGGUACGCCUCCAGUUGUUUGAACCAGUUUACAAAUUCCGCCCAAAGCCAGACCAAGUGGAGCUGUGGCAGUGGUGGAAGACUCAGGGCCGACGUCCCUACCCAUCCACACUCUACGUGACCAUGAAGGGCAUCACACCACCUGAUACUGUGGAGCCAGCCAUGCGAUCCAUGUUCGCCACACAGAGGGAAGUGGGAAGCAGGACCUAUGCAGAUCUAAAGAAGAGUAUUAAUUGGUCAGAUGCCAGGAAAAAGAGAGACACAGAUAGGAAGACGCUUUCCUCGUGGUCGAGGUUGGUCGGUCAGAUGUGUCGUAUCCCUAACCAGAUGAAGCUGACACUACCUGCUGGCAGGAAGGGGUGUUACGUGGUGAAGUUCUCACACGAUGGAAGAAAUUUAGCAUGUGCUUGUCACGACCGAGAAAACUAUCCAAUUCUAGUCUAUGAGAUCCCAUCAGGUCAGCUGCUGGGCAAGUUCAGAGGUCAUUUUGGAAUUGUGUAUGACCUUUCAUGGUCUAAGAAGGAUGAUUACAUAUGUUCUGCCUCAUCUGAUGGCACAGUCAGAGUGUGGAGUUUGGAGAACUUUAAUACCUCAGAAAAGCUAUUGCCCCAUCCUGGCUUUGUGUACACAGCACAGUUCCACCCACGUGUGGAUAACAUCAUUGCCACCGGUGGAUACGACCAGGUGGUGCGGAUCUGGGAUGUGGAUGUCGACAGUGUUCAUGGACAGUUAAAACAAGAGAUUGAGAACCACAGGGGCCAUGUUAACUCUCUGUGUUUUGAUGAUGAUGGUCAGAAGAUGUACACAGCCGACAGUGUUGGCAUUGUCCUUAUCUGGAACGUGUACGUGACGGAGAAAGUCAGCCAGAAAGGACACUCUGGUUUUCUUAGAGAUUGGAUAAAGUAUCAAGAACUGACUGAUCCUGAAAUGAAGGACGUUCCCAUCAACUAUAUCCAGCUCCAUCAUAGUGGGCGUCGCCUUCUGGUUCAUUGUCGGGACAACAUCAUCAGGAUGGUAGACCUGCGCAUACAACGAGUGAUGCAAAAGUACAUUGGAGCAUUGAACUUCCGGGAACAGAUCCGGAGUUCCAUCACCCCAUGUGGGUCCUUUGUGUUCUCUGGGAGUGAAGAUAACUACGCAUAUGCUUGGAACACGGACACUGGGGACCAGGUGGCUAUGUACUCGGAGCUGAACUACCGACAUCCUGUGACAGAUAUUGACUACCAUCCUCGUGACCACAUGUACGCAGCAUGUUCUUUGGGAGACAACCAGCCCAUUGUUGUGUAUGACUAUGAUCCAUAUGUUGCCCAGAUGGAUGCAGGUCUGACCCCCAGACAGAUCAAACCAGAUCCAAAAGAGGAGUUUGACACCAUGCCAAUUACUACCCUGGGGACCAGCACGAUGAAGCCAGGGGAUACACUGACUUCUACUGUCCUGAAUAAAGACCAGUUUGAGGCUCACAGCACAGCCAGACUACAGAAAGUGAUGAAGAAGCUCAACUCUGCCACGUCCCAGAUGUUGUCUGGACCACUGGAUCUUCCUGGAGUACCAGUUUCCUCCCCACGCCUAGCCCACACAGGGUUCCUGUCUCUCGACCAGUCAAUGACCCCUAGGACUAUGACAACUGGCCCCCAGGCUUUCAGUCCACAUGCACCGAGGACAAUGACAAGCAUUAUGCAGCAACAACAGUUUAGCUCACAGAAAAUGUACAUGAAGUCGUCUGACUCUGACUGGCGACCAGGCUUCCAUGAAGUUGGACGUUCAGGAGCCAGAAGUUCUAGUCCGACGUUCAUAGGAAGACCGCCUCAGAUAGCUCUUACAGCCCAGGGAAAUAAGGCCCAGUUCAGCUUCCAGGCCCCAGCAGGCAAGGCAGUACCAGGCUAUGGUGUUGUGAAGGCAUUGUACGACUACCGUGCCCAGAGGUCAGAUGAGCUGACAAUAUUCAAGAAUGAUGUGAUCACUGUCCUAUACAAAGACAAUGAAAGCUGGUGGAUGGGAGAGUUGCCCGACGGUCAGCAAGGAUUCUUCCCGGCCAACUAUGUCCUGGCGGAAGACGGAAAUGACCAACUGUUUGACACACUUCCUUCUCCAGAUCGGAGCAAGGGCAAGAAGAAGGUGACGGCUGUUACAACGAAAUCUGGGGAAUUGAAGUUCCUCUCCGGAACUGAGGAGUCUGAUGAGGACAUCCUGGAAGGACGAAAGAAAGGGAAAAAUGGUAAGAAGAAAAAGAGAGGUUCCCAAGACAAUGUCAUGAGUGAUACUGCGUCAGUGGAUAGCAAAGCCAGCAAAGGCAGCAGAGGAAGUCGGAACGGCACCAACAAACCCCCCAUCAUUCCAAAUGAAUCAACAGCAUAAGCUGUGCCGUCUUGUGAUCCUCCAACUCAAAGUGCUGUGAUAUAUUUUUUUAUGCAUUUUAUACUACCGGUACAUAUGUACAGAAUGACUAUAGGAUUGUACAUUGAUACAGUCCAAAGCCAAAAUUUGUGUUAUAUCUGGUUUAAUUGUUUCCUUGAGAAAAGCAAAUUUUUAAACAUAAUUUUGGUUGGUGAAUUGAUUAAUUUCAAUUCAAGUAGAGAAAGUAAAUGUAGAAGGUUUGGAGCAGAAUUUCCAUUUCUAGCUUGCAUAAUCAUGAUUGCCUGAUUCAAAGAUUCACAAAGAUUCGCGGUAGUGUUACUGACAGAGACCAGAUGUAAAUGAAGUGUUCUAGUUUAUGCUAGAUUGACUGAUUUCUUGUUUCUGGUUAUUUUGCUAGAAAAAAAAUGUUUGCUUCAAAGUUUAAAAAAUGUUGGAAGUUUUAUAUCGGCAGUAAAAGAAAUGAUGCUUCCAUUAUCACUAUUUACAGUAGAAUGGUGCUCACCAGAACAGACCAAUAGGAAAAACAUAUCUAUAUUUGUACUGAUGUUUUAUCAAAAGAUUCAUAAAUACGUCCAUUAUUCAUCAUAUUUUUUUUCAUCAAAUACAUAUAUAUGCAUCCGUCCAGCAAAUAAACAGUUAGUGACUAAUUUGCGGAGGUGCCAACCAUUUUGUUGGUGCGGAGUGAAUCCAGUUUUAUAAUUAAAGAUCCACUCCCAGAUUUCUAUUUGUUUUACUCUGAUUUUAUAUCAUUUAAUCAAGGUAAUCACAAAAGUAGUAAACGACUAUGUUUAACUGGUAAAACCAUUUUUGGAAAAGAUAGAAGUGAAGCAGUUUUUUGGACUUUCUUCAUAGAUCUUAGUGCCCAAAAAGUCUUAUAAGGAUCCCCGUUCCACUGCCCAAAACUAUAUUUAAGUGUUGGAAACUAUAUUUCCGGCAUGCCUAUAUAAAGCUUUGAUAAAUCAUUUCUGAAAAAAAAAAGUACCUUGCGUGACUUUUAUGAGAAAUUAUAGAUAUGAAAUAACAAUAUAUAAAUCAAUAAUAGUGUUCUGAGUGUAAACAUUCAACAGGGCCAGAACGGGUUUCUAACCCCGGACUUGAGAUUGUUAUACAUGUACUGUCUCUCUUAUCGAUUGAGCUAACUGGUCAACGGAAGUGGCUUGGCCAAACUGUGCUACAUUUAUAUCCAAACGGACGUUAAGGGGAGGUUACUG
Messenger RNA from Mizuhopecten yessoensis (Yesso scallop), 5179 nucleotides. Its product is annotated as jouberin-like. The record is from RefSeq and is a predicted model, not a curated record. Gene Ontology annotation, molecular function: protein binding. The transcript is spliced from 36 exons. The coding region runs from base 45 to 3968 and encodes 1307 amino acids. Gene Ontology annotation, biological process: motile cilium assembly. Gene Ontology annotation, cellular component: ciliary basal body. Lineage: Eukaryota; Metazoa; Mollusca; Bivalvia; Pectinida; Pectinidae.